GCCAACAGGAACCCACAAACCAAGAAUGGCCAACAUUCACCCCUAGGGGGCGCUACAGGCCACGCCAAAAUUCCCAUUUUCUGGUCAAAAAUUUUCUAAUUUGGUACAUUGAUAGUACAGGCCAACAGGAACCCACAAACCAAGAAUGGACCACAUUCGCCAAUAGGGGGCGCUACAGGAAAUGCAAAAAUUCUCAUUUUCUGGUCAAAAAUUUUCUAAUUUGGUACAUUGAUACUACAGGCCAACAGGAACCCACAAACCAAGAAUGGCCCACAUUCACCCUUUAGGGGGCGCUACAGACCACGCCCAAAAGUCUCAUUUUCUGUUCAAAAAUGUUCUAAAUUGCUACUUUGAUACUACAGGCCAACAGGAACCCACAAAUCAAGAAUGGCCCACAUUCACCCUUAGGGGGUGCUACAGACUACGCCCAAAUGUCCAAUUUUCAAACUGAUGGCAUUUUCAUCCAAUUUGUCAAAUUUGUCUGAAACUUAAUGUACAUUCCUCAUUUCAGAUACCAUUUCCACGCCAUUUAACCAAUUCUUCUGAAACUUGGUGUACAUGCCUCAUUUCUCAUUGGGACCAAAAAAGCCUCAAGGAUCCAUAAGAGUGUGGAAUGUCGGACACUUCUUGCACUUGGCGCACGUGGCUUACCGUACAUGGGGAGUUACCGGCAGAGAUGGUGAUCUGGAAAAACAAUUGAGAAUAUGGCAACUAGCGAAACUUCGGUGAAGAUAUCACCUUACAAAAUCCACUCAGAAUGCCUGGAUCACUCCCUACAAGUUGCGAAGCCACAUGGCCUAAAGAUGUGGGAAUCAUUGCGAUGGAGGUGUACGUGCCCUCUCAGUAUGUGGACCAAUCAGAGCUGGAGGAGUUUGAUGGAGUGGGAGCUGGUAAAUACACCAUUGGGCUGGGGCAGGCACGGAUGGGCUUCUGCUCGGAUCGCGAGGACAUUAACUCUCUGUGCCUGACAGUCGUGGAGAGGUUAAUGGAGAGAAGCAGCCUGUCGUACGACAGCGUUGGGAGACUGGAGGUGGGAACCGAGACCAUCAUUGAUAAGUCAAAGUCCGUAAAGACUGUCCUGAUGCAGCUGUUUGAGGAGUCGGGCAACACUGACGUGGAGGGAGUGGACACCACUAACGCAUGCUACGGAGGAACAGCAGCUCUCUUCAAUGCUGUUAACUGGGUGGAGUCCAGCUCUUGGGACGGUCGCUAUGCCCUGGUAGUUACUGGUGAUAUUGCUGUGUAUGCCACUGGCAGCGCCAGGCCAACAGGAGGGGCUGGAGCUGUGGCCAUGUUAGUCGGACCGAACGCCCCUUUGGCUUUUGACAGAGGGCUUCGUGGGACACAUAUGCAGCAUGCAUAUGAUUUUUAUAAGCCAGAUAUGGUGUCGGAGUAUCCAGUGGUGGACGGCAAGCUCUCUAUCCAGUGUUAUCUCAGUGCAUUAGAUCGAUGCUACUCUGUCUACAGGAACAAGAUACAUGCCCAGUGGCAGAGAGAGAGUCUCGAAAGGCGUUUUAGUCUUGAAGACUUUGGCUUCAUGGUGUUCCACUCUCCUUACUGCAAACUAGUGCAGAAGUCUCUGGCUCGUCUAAUGCUCAACGAUUUCCUCUCUCAUCCCAGUCCAAACACGGAGAGCGGCCCCUUUAGCGGACUGGAAGCUUUCAGGGAUGUGAAGGUUGAGGACACUUAUUUCGACCGAAAUGUGGAGAAGGUCUUUAUGAAAGCCAGCUCAGAACUGUUUGAGCAGAAAACAAAAGCGUCUCUACUUGUAUCAAAUCAGAAUGGCAACAUGUACACACCAUCAGUGUACGGCUGUUUGGCAUCAGUGCUCGCACAACACACACCACAGCAGUUGGCAGGACAGAGAAUCGGUGUGUUUUCUUACGGCUCAGGCUUUGCUGCUACGCUGUACUCCAUCAGAGUCACACAAGACGCUACACCUGGCUCUGCAUUGGAUAAGCUGGUAUCCAGCCUGUGCGACCUACAGGCCAGAUUGGACUCCAGAACGAAAGUUUCACCCAAUGUAUUUGCUGAGAACAUGAAGCUCAGAGAAGAAACCCAUCAUUUAGCAAAUUACAUCCCUCAAGGCUUUGUUGAUGAGCUGUUCCCAGGAACGUGGUACCUCACUCGGGUGGAUGAAAAGCAUCGUAGGCAGUAUGCCAGACGCUCAAUGAAUGAUGACGGACCUCUGGAGGCAGGACUGGGCAAUUCCAGCAUUGCAACUGAGCAUAUUCCCAGCCCUCUGAAGAAGAUUCCCCGUAUCCCGACUACCACAGCUGCCCCUGAGUUGGUCGUCAUUAGUAAUGGGGAUCAUUAAGUUGACCUCUUUGAGAUUCACAUAAUGACAGGUCACAGGAUCUGUAAAGGAAACAAGCAAAAAAAGGGCCCCACAACUGUUGCUAAAGACAUAUUGUUGAAUGAUCUGAAACACAAAAGCUUUUUAAAUGUUCCAGGACUGGAUUUGUUUAAGGGAUAUUUAGGAAAUGAAGUGUUGGUACAUGGAAUGUUUGCUGCUCCGAUUUCUCUAUGCAGAUAUCCUAAUAUUGUUUAAUGGUUUCUAGUUCAAUAGUCUGCCUGUUGGAAUUUCACAAGCUCCAUGUUGUCUUUUGUUAGCAUUAAGCUAAUGCAAACUUUUUAAAGUAGAGGUUUUAGGAUCACCAAGAACAAGAGGGUUCGGGCAUCAUAACAUUGAUGCCUUAAAAUGACGUGUAUCCCCCCCCCCCCUGUUUUUAAUUGAUCUAAAAGCUGCUGUUUUCACGCUUCUCACAUCUGUAUUAUUAUGUCCCCACCAGCUGUCAGAAUACCUCUGUUUUUGCUAAAUCCUUCUAUUAUAAAACACCUUUUGUAGUCUUAUCAACAUGACCAUGUCAGGGAAGUGUGCCUGCAUUUCAUAUUAAUGAGCCAUAAACUUUAUAAGUUUAUAGGUUUUUUAAUUCUACAGGAAUGAUUGUUUAGUUGCUAAUAAACGGACUUGUAUAAGUGAAUGAUUGGCAUUUAUCUCCAGUGAAAUAAUGAUGAUUAGAAAGUAAUGAGUCAUUGAUUAUUGCUAAUGGAUAAUUACUUGAGUGUUGUUUUAGUGGAAAGACAUUAAAACUAUUAAAUAAUGAGUUGGUCAGUUGCACUGGUAACUUUUUUUUGAACAACAGACUCUUAGUGAUUAAAGGGAGGGAGACCACAAUCAGAUUGUCAUGUCAGUUGAAGGUAUUUCAGAAAAUUUGUUGAAAUGUUCAUCCACGUUUUCUUUGUUGUUGUGGCAUCAUAUAGUGUUGAUCAACAGUUAAUUGCCUUCCUGUCAAUUUCAAAUUUGAAGAACGACAGAAAAUAAAUUUGGUCAUACUACAGCCUCAUUCAUGUCAAAGGGCUUAAAGCAAGUGUUGAUUCAACAGCUGGUUGGUCAAAGCAUAUUCUCUAGAACCUCAAUCACAUCUAUGUCUAUGCUGACAUCUGAAAAACAAUAGAGCACUUCUGGUCCAACUGCAAAUCCAUCAACUUUAAGAAGCUUUUUUUAUAAGCAUGUACUAAACACAAAGGGUUUAUUCUGAAAGGUGUGUGUGUGUGUGUGUGUGUGUGUGUGUGUGUGUGUGUGUGUGUGUGUGUGUGUGUGUGUGUGUCUCAGUCUCAUGCAGGGCAGGUUGACUAUAAGGUUAUGGCAUGAAACGGCAAAUGUUUACAAGAAGAUUCCCUGAUAUCAGUUAAUAAUACCAAGUAUUGGUGAAGAAUGUACACUACUAACUUUAAAAUGAUUUAUAUUUGUUGAUUGAGGAAAAAAAAAGAUAUCCUAUCAGGUGUAAUUUGUUGAAAACAAGCUGUAUAGGCAAUACAUCACACCAUUGUAUGUGAGAAUCUAAUAAUAUAUGAACUGAGAAUUAAAUGUUAAUUUGCUAAAGCCAUGGUGUAACUCAGUAAUUCAGACCCCUUCAUAUUUGUUUUGUUGCAGAAUUAUGCAAAAAUACUUUGUUUUUUUCCACAUCAAUCUACAAUUCAUACACCAUAAUGACAAAGCAAAAAACAGAUUUCUUUUUUUCUUUUACUUAAGUCAAUGUGAUAUCAGUUUUUUCUUUUUAUUAAGUAUUCAGACCCUUAACUCAGUACUUAGUUGAAGCACAUUUGGCAGCGAGUAUAGCCUUAAGUCUUUUUGGGUAUGAUGCAACAAGCUUUGCACACCUGGAUUUGGGGAUUUUCUGACAUUCUCUGCAGAUCCUCUCAAGCUCUUAUCGGGUUGGAUGGGGACUGUUGAUGAACAGCCAUAUUCAGGUCUCUCCAGAGAUGUUCGAUUGGGUUCUGGAUCGGCCACUCAAGGACAUUUCACUCUUAAGUUGUAUUGACUGUGUGCUGAUUGGCCGUUGUUCUGUUGGAAGGUGAACCUUCGGCCCAGUCUGAGGUCAUGAGCACUCUGGACCAGGUUUUCAUUAAGGAUAUCUCUGUAUUUUGCUGCAUUCAGCAUUUCUUCAACCCUGACAAGUCCCCAAGUCCCAGCCACUGAAAAACAUCCCCAGAGCAUGAUGCUACCACCAGCAUUCUUCACCGUGAAGAUGGUAUUAUGCAGCACAAGUGAUGAGCAGUGCCUGAUUUCCUCCAGACAUGACAAUUGACAAUUGAGGCCAAACCAUUCAAUCUUUGUUUCAUCAGACCAGAGAAUCUUGUUUCUCACAGUCUGAGAGUCCUUUGGGUGCUGUUUUGCUUCCAUCUGGCCACUCUGCCAUAAAGCCAGUCAGACCAGUGGAGUGUUGCAGUGAUUUUUGUCUUUCUGCAAGUUUCUCCCAUCUCCACACAUGAUCUCUGGAGCUCAACCUGAGUGACCAUUGGGCUCUUGGUCACGUCUCUUAGCAAGGCCCUUCUCCCCCAAUUACUCAGUUUGACAGGGUGGCCAACUCUAGGAAGAGACCUGGUUGUUCAAAACUUCCAUUUAAGAAUUAUGGAGGCCACUGUUCUCUUGGGACCUUCAAUGCAGCCAAAAUUAUUUUGUAGCCUUCCCCAGAUCUGUGCCUCGGCACAAUCCUGUCUCUGAGCUCUGCAUGUUGUUCCUUUUGACCUCAUGAUUUGUGCUCUGAUAUGCGUAAACAAGUGUGUGUGCCUUUCCAUAUUAUGUCCAAUCAAUUGAAUUUGCCACAGGUGGACUCCAAUCAAAGUUUAGAAACAUCUCAAAGAUGAUCCAUAAAAAUAGGAUGCACCUGAGCUAAAUUUCAAGUGUCAUAGCAAAGGGUCUGAAUACUUAUGUAAAUGUGAUCGUUCAGUUUUUUCUUUUUAAUACAUUUACAAGGUAAUACAAAAAUCAGUGUUUUGCUUCAUCAUAAUGGGGUAUUGAGUUAGUAUAGAUUAUCAAGAUGGCGCCACGGAUGGUCGCCUCUGUGUGGAGCGCUCCUAUUAUAUUGUUGCUUUUUCCAAUCAGUUUUACAAGGGACAAACUGCUGAAAUUUCAGCAGCAUGUACCAGACAAUCUUUUGACUAUUCGUAUGCUUUGCUGGACAUUUUAGUUGGAGGCGCAGGCAAGGGAGAAGAGCAGACACUCUAGUCAAACUCCAUUGGCACGGCUUUCAAUCAGCCCUGCCAAGUAUUCAUCUAGCGAAUCUCCUCUCUCUUCCUAACAAAACGGGCAAACUACAUCAUCUUACCUGUACAAACAAAGACUUUUCAAAAACUGCUGACUUGUGCUUCACAGAAACCUAGCUGAGUGAAGCCAUUACAUUGUUGGCCCACCUGAAGCACAUCACUGGACCUUUUCUAGAUACCCUUCAAUUUGCUUUGAGCAAACAGGUCUGUGGAUGAUGCAGUCAACAUGGGAUUGCAUCAUAUCCUGAACAUCUGGACAGACCAGGGACAUAUGCAAGGAUCCUUUUUGUGGUCUUCAGUUCAGCUUUCAACACCAUCAUCCCAGCUAUCCUCCGGACUAAAUUACACGAACUCUCUGUUCCCACGUCUAUCUGUCAGUACACUACCAGCUUUCUGACGGACAGGCAGCAGCUUUUGAGAAUGGGGAAAUUCACUUCCAGCACCUUUACAAUCAGCACUGGUGCCCCCCAGGGAUGUGUGCUCUCCCCACCACUCUUCUCCCUGUACACAAAUGACUGCAUUGCCAAGGACCCCUCUGUCAAACUCCGGAAGUUUGCAGAUGACACCACUGUCAUUGGCCUCAUCCAAGAUGACGAUUAGUCUGCAUACAGAAGGGAGAUUGAACAGCUGGCUGUCUGGUGCAGUCAAAACAACCUGGAGCUGAACACGCUCAAAAUGGUUUGAUUUGAUUGUGGACUUCAGGAGGAAAACCCCAACACUGACCCCCCUCACCAUUCUAAACAGCACUGUGGCAGCAGUGGAGUCAUUCAGGUUCCUGGUUCCACAUUGUGAAAAAGGCCCAGCAGAGGUUGAACUUCCUUCACCAGUUGAGGAAGUUCAAACUGCGACAGUUGCUGCUGAUACAGUUCUACUCUGCAGUCAUUGAGUUUGUCCUCUGCACUUCAAUAACUGUCUGGUUUGGUUCAGCUACAAAAUCGGACAUCAGAAGACUAGAAAGGACAGUUUGGACUGCUGAGAAGAUUAUUCGUUACCCCCCUACCCUCCAUUCAAGAACUGUAUACUUCCAGAGUGAGGAAAAAGGCUGGAAAAAUCACUCUGCACCCCACUGAACCAGCCCACUACUUUUUGAACUGUUGCCUUCAGGCCGAUGCUUCAGAGCUCUGAGCACCAGAACCGUCAGUCACAGGAACCGUUUGUUUCCUCAAACUGUGCAAUUCACAGUUGUCUUUUUAUAUUUAUCCAACACAUACUACCUCUUCUGCCAUUACAUUCCCUAGCACUGUAUAUAACAGAAUUUCAUUUAUAUUUGCACUACGUUUGUAUUUUAAUAGUGUGUGUGUGUGUGUGUGUGUGUGUGUGUGUGUGUGUGUGUGUGUGUGUGUGUGUGAGCGUGUAUUUAUCACUUUGUGGGGACCAAAUGUCCCCAUAAGGAUAGUAAAACCCGAAAGUUUUGACCUUGUGGGGACAUUUUGUCGGUCCCCAUGAGGAAAACAGCUUAUAAAUCAUACUAAAUGAUGUUUUUUGAAAAUGUAAAAAUGCAGAAAGUUUUCUGUGAGGGUUAGGUUUAGGGGUAGGGUUAGGUUUAGGGGAUAGAAUAUAAAGUUUGUACAGUAUAAAAACCAUUAUGUCUAUGGAAAGUCCCCAUAAAACAUGGAAACACAACUGUGUGUGUGUGUGUGUGUGUGUAAGCAUACCUGACAAUAAAGCUGAUUCUGAUUCUUCUUCUGAUUAUUCCCUUCCCCAAUCCCCCACCCUGACCCUCUACAAUAAUUCUUGUGGUCAAAGCUAUAAUAUACACACAAAACGAUAAAAAAAUUAUAAUCACACACAUUUAAUACUACACAACUCUCUCCGCUGCCCUUCCCCGAGAGCCUUACAAAAAUGCCAAAUAGCUGCCCCACUUACUAUUAAACAAAUCCAAUUUUCCUAGCCUUCUAUAUGACAUUCCUUUGAAUGCAGCUACCCUGCCCAUCUCUGUGUACCACUCUUGAAAUGAGGGUAUUCCAACUGACUUCCAUCCCCUAAGAAUGACCUGUCUGCCGAUUAUAACACUUGUUUUAGAAACAAGCUUUCCAGUAGCUGUUCAACUAAAAAAAGUGAAGCAUUCAAGCAGAAUAUAGAGUUAAAGUAACAAAAUGUACCGUCCUCCAUCAUGGACUCCAACAAUGCUGUGGUCCGGGUCCAGUACACUCUCCCUCCCAUUGCUCGCCGGUUUUAUGCCAUAGAUAGCGUCCAUUUGGUCAAACCACUUCCACUUUCUUCUGUUUGAACCACUCCGGCUGUUGUGGUCCUUGAUGGUUUUGUAGUGACUUUGUAUCAUGGCUGAUC
Messenger RNA from Xyrauchen texanus (razorback sucker), 7839 nucleotides. Its product is annotated as hydroxymethylglutaryl-CoA synthase, cytoplasmic-like. The transcript has 11 exons. NCBI's taxonomy places the organism in Eukaryota, Metazoa, Chordata, Actinopteri, Cypriniformes, Catostomidae. Gene Ontology annotation, biological process: acetyl-CoA metabolic process. The coding region runs from base 758 to 2317 and encodes 519 amino acids. The record is from RefSeq and is a predicted model, not a curated record. Gene Ontology annotation, molecular function: hydroxymethylglutaryl-CoA synthase activity.